AAUAAUAAAAUCCCUCUCAAUCUCUCCAAAUCGAAAACAUUAAAAAUGGAAGAAGAAAGGGGCUUCGUCUCCUUUAUCUCCCUCCCCUCUAUUAAAUUUUUUUUUUCAAACAAGAAAAAAGGCUUUCACCCCUCAGUCUCUCCUCUUUUCCCUCCAACUUCUUCGAUCCAAACAAAGUGUAAAGUUUUCUCUUCUUCUUUUCACUGUGAGAAAAAAAGGGGGAAAGGAAGAUAAAGUAACCGAAAGUUAGAAGAUCACGGUGCUCCUCUCAUCUUGUGGAAACCCUGAAUAUUAGGUGCGGGUGUCGGUUCUCUUGAUUUCAAUUACCCUGUAAUUUCAGUACCAAAAAAAUGGAAUGAAUGUUAUUUUUUUUUCUAGAUCUAGGGUUCAUUUGUGUUGAGCAUGCCUGGAACUUGCUGAUUUUUUUUUUUUUACUGCUAUGAACUGUGUUUUUCUCGUGUUGUGUAUCUGGAGUUUUGUAAAUUGAAACUGUGAAUAAAGCCUGUGGAGGACC
Rubroshorea leprosula is the source of this 514-nucleotide messenger RNA. The record is from the annotation of a GenBank genome assembly. Lineage: Eukaryota; Viridiplantae; Streptophyta; Magnoliopsida; Malvales; Dipterocarpaceae.